ACUGCUCUUCUUGUCACGGCUGGUCGCCAUAUUAAACCUGACGGAAUCGGCGACGCUCCGCGGUAGAGAUCGCGAGGGGCCCCUCUCCAAAACAAACCCCGAUUUGCACCUUCAUUCCCCUAAUUCACCCCAGGAAUCAUUUAUGCAUCGGACUGAAUAAGUCAGUCUUUUCUCAGACAGGAGCUGUCUGGGAAGGAGGUUUAGAUUCAGUGUUUGAGAGAUGAGUACUUUGACCCAGCGGAGCUCCGGCCUGGUGCAAAGACGCACCGAGGCUUCGCGCAGCGCUGCGGCCGCAGACAGAGACCGCGGAUCCGGCGACGAGGACUACGAGCCCCGCCGGGGAGACGAGCCGGACGAAGAUGACACCGGUGAUUCCAAGGAAACCAGACUGACCCUGAUGGAGGAAGUACUGCUGCUGGGCUUGAAAGACCGCGAGGGCUACACCUCCUUUUGGAAUGACUGCAUUUCAUCAGGCCUGCGGGGCUGCAUGCUCAUUGAGCUGGCCUUGAGAGGGAGAUUGCAGCUGGAGGCCUGUGGCAUGAGGAGGAAAAGCCUACUUGCCCGGAAGGUUAUAUGUAAGUCUGAUGCUCCGACGGGGGAUGUGCUGUUGGAUGAGGCUCUGAAACACAUAAAAGACACUCAACCGCCCGAAACCGUGCAGAGCUGGAUAGAGUUACUCAGUGGUGAGACAUGGAACCCAUUGAAGCUUCACUAUCAGCUGCGUAACGUUCGAGAGCGCCUGGCUAAGAACCUGGUAGAGAAGGGCGUCCUCACCACCGAGAAACAAAACUUUCUUCUAUUCGACAUGACUACACACCCCCUUACCAAUAAUAAUAUUAAGCAGCGCAUUAUUAAGAAGGUGCAGGAGGCCGUAUUGGACAAGUGGGUGAAUGACCCUCACCGAAUGGACAAGCGUAUUCUGGCCCUUAUAUUCCUCGCCCAUUCCUCUGACGUACUAGAGAACGCGUUCGCCCCACUGCUGGAUGACCAGUAUGAUCUGGCCAUGAAGAGAGUACGGCAGCUGCUGGACCUGGAGCCUGAGGGCGAGAGCAUGAAGAACAACACCAAUGAUCUGCUGUGGGCCGUGGUGGCCGCCUUCACCAAAUGAAGCAGUUCACAUGUAAGAUCAGCUUUGAGAAUCGGUAGACCUGGUGUGUCCAAAUGGAGUCCUUGUAGAUAUUCCUUCCUCGCUAAUCUCUCUACAAGAUCUUUGAUUGGAUUUCUCUGUUUUCUGAUAAGGGGACCACUUUAUUUUGUCCUUGUUGAAUAAUUUGGUCAGUUGAAUCAUGCAUUUGGCAACCUUCCCACCGUGGACUGUUGGAGCGUUUACCAUUUGCAUCGGCACACAAAAUGUGUUUAUUUUUUUUUAUUUUUAUUUUUUUGUCUGGACAUCUGUGUUGGGUGCCUAGCAGAUUUUACAAUUGGAGAAUUAAGCAAGGAUAUAUUUUUUCCCCUUGAUUUGUUAUCAGUUUUGUGCAUUUAAUUAAAACGGAUGAAUCUGCAUAUGGUACGACUCAACAGCUGCUCAAGAAAUAAAGUACACUGCAGUGUAUUGUCAUUUUAUUUUUAUUUUUUUAUUAAAUUUGUCUUUAUUCUAAUAAUGAAGCCUGAAAAGAAACCAAAAAGGACAGAUUAGUUUUUUGUGGCAAGUGUUAGUGUUAAAAGAUUGUCACAUUCACACUACUGAAACAAAAGAAUCAAACAGCAUUUUGAUUGCUAGUAAAUGCAAAUUUAGGGAAUGGAAAAUCUUUUUAUUAUUCUUUUGAUUAUUUUUUGAUUCCUGCCAUUCCCACCGAUUCCCUCGAUUCUUUCUGUUCUGUUCCGUAACACCCCACAACUUCAAACUCUACCUCUUCACACAUUUAUUGUGGUGAUUCGGAUUGAUUUCAGUGUGUUUCUAUGUGCCUGAGAUUGGUUACAGGAUGCAUAGCUCUCAAGGUGCAGUAUGUUCUGUAGCUCUUGGUGACGUGGCAUUAAUGGAGCUAGAUUCAGAAAUUGGUUGUAUAUUCCUCGGUGGCCUCAAACACUAAUCAUGCUACCAGAAACUCAAUUUGACAACCACAAGAGUUGGUUUAAUUCUUAGAAGCCCGUGCUCCCAAAAAAUAAAGAUAUAUAAGGCAUACAGCUUCAUUUUCUUUAGACAUUUUCCCACUGACAUAUAAAAGUGCUCAAGGUUUAAGGGAAGUUUUAUAGUGGAGUGAGUGUACUCUCACUUCUAAACAAACAUGGGAUUUAAAAAUAAUUCAUAACUUUCAAAAAUGUGACUUUUAUAAGUAAGAGCAGAUUCCUCCAUUUUUUCAAGUCAGUAUAUUUUUGAUAUUAUUUUAUUAUAAUUAGCUGAUUGGAGAUACUGUAGGAUGGAUUGGCAUUCGGUCACAAUCUAGUUGAAUCUGUAUAGUUUCAUACUGCAUACCAUAUGAGCAAACUGCAUCAAUCUUUAUUUUGCCUGGCAUGUAAAAGCUAGCACAAGCAUGUCUUAAUUUAGUUUUCUUACACAAGCCUUUGUUCAGUCAUCAUAUUUCAAUGUUUAGUUACUGUCAUUAUGUUGAUUUGUAUUCCUUUUUAUAGCAAUAAUUAAAAAAUCAAGAUGCUUUUGUUGUGCUGUUUGUUUCGUUCAGAAUGAUGGUGAAUGCUUGCUUCACAAUGGUUAAUUGUAUGUAGCGAUGGUCUGGGAAAUCCACCAAUUGUUUCAAAGAGUCGACUUAAGACAUGGGGGAUUUUUUGAAAGUGUCUGAAAAGUGUCUCAGAGGGAAAGAAAAUUAAAAUUGUGUGUGUAGCUUUAGGACUCACUAUAAAGGGACCCCAAUGUAUAUACUUUCUUAUUCCCAUGAAAUAAACUACGGUCUUGAAAGUGCCUCAAA
Molecule: messenger RNA, 2861 nt
Organism: Carassius auratus (goldfish)
Lineage: Eukaryota; Metazoa; Chordata; Actinopteri; Cypriniformes; Cyprinidae
Product: Golgi phosphoprotein 3-like
Exons: 4
Coding region: 221-1108 (295 amino acids)
Biological process (GO): Golgi to plasma membrane protein transport; Golgi vesicle budding; retrograde vesicle-mediated transport, Golgi to endoplasmic reticulum
Cellular component (GO): cytosol; trans-Golgi network; Golgi cisterna
Molecular function (GO): phosphatidylinositol-4-phosphate binding
Source: RefSeq, a predicted model, not a curated record